Molecule: messenger RNA, 10594 nt
Organism: Cryptotermes secundus
Lineage: Eukaryota; Metazoa; Arthropoda; Insecta; Blattodea; Kalotermitidae
Gene: grh
Product: protein grainyhead
Exons: 17
Coding region: 2186-5713 (1175 amino acids)
Biological process (GO): regulation of transcription by RNA polymerase II
Cellular component (GO): nucleus
Molecular function (GO): RNA polymerase II cis-regulatory region sequence-specific DNA binding; DNA-binding transcription activator activity, RNA polymerase II-specific
Source: RefSeq, a predicted model, not a curated record
CUUGCUCGGCUACGCUGCAUCUACUUCUGUCUAGCAGCAGUAGUUUCCACGUUGAAUAACUCGACUAGACCAGCUCGGCCAGAUGCAAUUCCUGUCUGGGUCACCACGUGACUCGAAACAAGAGCGUUGAGUCUCACAUUUUUCAGCAAACAGAAGAUUAUCUGCUUUCAAACGUAAGGCCAUUUGUACAUUUCAAGAAAGUAACAAGAUCCCGUGAUGAUGGCCUGAACUGAGGUAAGCGGAGGAGUUGUUAAGACUUGGGUUUGGUGGUCAUUGCGGGGAACUCGACGCAAGGGACGGGCCAGCAGUACAGAGAAUGUUGUUGGCUCGGAAAAGCCCUGAGGGGCUCUCUUAGUUGUCUGCUACUUCUAAAGGCCUCGCCUCUUCUUCGUCUUCAACAGCCACUGCCGCCAUUACUCUUAGAAGUCGUGUCUUUGGCUUGGGUUCUUAUAUACGAAUGGAUGAAGAAAACGAGCGAACGAAGGAGCCGAAGCCUCUCCUGCAAGCAAUUUCUCCUGCCAUCUUCUUCAUCUCCGAUAUUUGUGGGAAAGGAAUCCAAACGCAGUGCCAUUAUCCAAGAUAGUCAACAAGUUGUGUGUCCUAGUGUUUAUGAAUUUCUCUCUCUCCUGUAAUAAUAACCUCGACAUUUUUCACAUCUGUGUGUGUGCUUGUACUGGAAAACCAUUCAUAUGUCAACAGUAUGAUGUGAACAGCAAGUGUUAAGAGUCGUCACUUUCCUCUUCUGUAAUCCAGUUACAAUCAUAAGUAAGUACUUAAUGUGUGCUCCAGUAGUUUUGUGCAGACAGUUGUGUACACGUUCUGGUUGAAUCUUGAAGUCUUGUAUUCGAUGUAGUGCCUCUUAUAUUGGUGUUUUGCUCUCAAGUACUGUAGUCCACUAAAAUGAACUGAAGUUAAUCACACGUGUUUAGAGAAUAGUAAUAGAUUUAUGUUCUCAACGUUUAGAAACACUUGAUGCGUUAAAUAUUUUACAAAAAAAAAAGUUUAACUUUGAAAAGAAACUGUGAUAAAUGCAACUUUUCGUGAGCAAUUAAUUCUAUAAAUAAUUGCCUUCUAGUGUUUAGGUUAACAAGUGUCUGUAUGUUCCGAAACGUACUUCCUUCUCUAUCACGUCCUAACUAAACGAAGUACGGUAGUGUACUAAAAGAACACAACUCGUAACAACACGAACCAGAACUUGUUGGUGGAAACUGUGGAUAUGAACGGAACAGGUUGGCACUCUUACAAAGGGAACUAACUAGUUGUAGAGGACACCGAACACUGUGUUGUUCAAAACCGGUGUUACAUGUUGGAGAGCACAAACCAGGGGUCCUGCUGUAGCUGGUUUUAACCUACCGCUACUGCCCACUGCUGCAAACUUGCCUCUUGUUCCCCUUAUAGACACGGACAUACUUGUGUGUAUGUAUGCGAGACGUUAUAUAAUGACCUAAGGUUAUGCUUUGUACCUUUAUUUGCUGGCUCAGCACUGAAGAACCAGAAAAGUUAGUAAGAAUAGGGGAAAGAAAAACAAAACCUCCCCUACAUUGAACCUGCCGAGUAAUGUACCCUUCCCCUCCCCUACCGUUCUAUCUGAAACAGUAGAAAACAGGUUCAUCAUAAGCAGUUACUACUAUAUAGUUUACUACAACUUCCACUACUCCAUUCGUUGUUUGGAGUAUUUUAAAUAGAAGAAGAACCCAUUCCGGUUUUCUUCACGCGAGCACUUACAUUUAUCCAUUAGUUCGCUGACAGAACCGGUCGCUUAUUCUCUGCUGAUCAUAAUAUCACCACGUGCCAUACUUGUUACACAAUAGUCCCAGUUAUACCACAUUCAGUUAUUAAUGCUCAGAAUUAAACUGGGGUGUUUCAAGAGAACCCAGUGAAGACUGUGUUAAUACCAUCAUUAUAAUCUCUUUCAUGCCAAACACUUAAACAUUGAACAAACAAGUUAGCACUUAACGAAGUUGCUCUUCUGAAUAUACGUUAAUCAGACCAGCAAUUAAAUGGCCUCUAGACUCCUCCCAAAUGAGUGGACCAUUUGACUGGAUACACAAAUGGCAUAUAAAACUGAGUGAAAACAAGCUGUGCAAAUUUUCGGUUUAAGUUGCCAUAAAAAACUGUGCGACAUAAUUUUUGUUAGUAUUUGACUCGGUAAAUAAUUGCUUCCAGGAAAUAAAAUAAUCAAACAAUGACAAAGCGGGGAUUGGAAAACCCCGUGACUGUGCCCCAAGACAGUCCACCAUCGCCCCCUCCCCCUAUGGCGUCGCCUGCACCCACAUCAACUCCUCCACCACAUCAAUCGACAAGCCCGCCAAUCAUGCUAGCCACUAUGACGCCCGUUAGUGUUGUCGGGCUUCAGAAGGAGUAUGGUGAUGAAGAUAAUGAGCAUCAGAAACCAUCCCCACUUUAUCAGACGCACAUCGUCACGAGCAACCAGCUGAAGGAUGAAUUCGGGCCUGAAGAGGAGGAAAAGAAAUCCAGUGGCGUCACAUACGAAGAUAGAAUAGGGACGCCUCAGGACCACGCGAGUGAACUGACCGUUACAACAGCCGAGGCAACGCCUACAACAGAGACAUUACCUGAAGUUCAUCUGGUGGACCCUGGAACUGGAGCAACUGUAGUGGCCACAACUGGAGCUGCAAAUAACGCCACUGUUUCCGUCGUGGUCCAGCAGCCCCAACUUCUGAAUCAGGCGUACCAACAGCAACCCGGAGCAGGGACUACGGUUCUAGUUCUCUCUGAGCUAGUAGAGGAUAUGUCUCCAGUCAUCGGUAUCAGAAAGCGGAAGGACAUCGGGGGGGAGGAGUACGUGCUGGGGCCCCCCCUCCCGACACGUACCGGAACUCCCCUGGCCCGCAUGACUGAAAUGCCACCAUCAGGAGAACCCGGAGGCGGUGGUGCUCCUGGCGAAGACGGAGGAUGGCGAACAGCCUACUAUAGCAAUGAACAUCCUCUGACAGCUGCCACAACGGCCAUGUUGAACAUCAGCGGGGGUGGCGCAGAGGAGCCCACACAGUCCAUGGGCUUCAUCUACGAGUACUGCCGAUUGCCACAGCUGUCUGCCACAGUCACCGAUAAGGAUAAACUGGAAAUAUGGCCGACGACAUCCUCAGCGAGUGGCAGUCCCCUACUGACGUCACAUGUUAAAGCCACCAAUGGACUGGGCACCGGGGCGGCACACGAGUUGAUCGCCCCUCCUCCUCCGUCGUCAUCGGUCCUUAGCCCCGCCUCACCCGCUACUGUAGCCUCGGCGGCCGAUCUGCAGGGCCUGUUUUUGCAUCAUCACCACCACCAACAGCAACAAUUGCACCAUCAACAAUUCAUCGUAAAACGUGAACCGGAAGAUUUAAGUCACCGCCACAAGGUUUCCGGCUCGCCGCCUCUCCUUGACACAGGGACAACUGGGAGUAUUAUAAUUAGUGGCAAGUCCGGUAGUGCCGGAGGAGCACCACGACAUAAGCUCGUGCUGGUGUCUACAAAUGGGGGCACGGCGGGGGACCUAGUUGUGGACGUGGUGAAUAACAACGGGACCGCCAUUAAGGAGGAGAUCCCGUCACACCGUGGGCUCAACUCGCCCCAGCACGGUAGCCGUUCCAUCAACGGAACGCCGUCCUCCACAUCUUCGCUCCUGGGUGCGGACGGUGGCGGCACCUCCACAACGGGUGGUCCUAUAGAACUCAUAGCAACGGAUGGUCUCAAGCCCCCGAUGUCUUACAGUACCCAGAUCUUCACGUCCAUGAACAACGCUCAACACCACGGUGGAAGCGGGACCCCGUCCCCGAUACCGUACUCUGACCAUGUGCCACAGUAUACAACCACCGCCGUGUCACAGGGAGGUGGUGGUGCCGGUUAUGCGACAACGCCCGCGACCGGAAAUAUCCGUGCCACAAGUUCCACCGCUUUCACUGUAACAGAUCCGUACUACCGGGAAUAUUUCACCACGGUGACCGGUGGAACUUCAGCAGAACAGGGAUACACGACGCAAGUUCGGCAACAGAUCCCACCUUACGCGGACAGUCCCGAAGGAUCUGGGGGUGGUGGCGGUGGUGGUGGGGGUGGUGGUAGUGGAACGUCGAGCACAACGGCGUCCAUAAUGGAGCGUUACGGACGUAGCAACGUUUACCACAAUAACAAGAGUGCUGUGUCAGCAGCCACUGUCGCGGGCCUCACGGUGGAUCUUCCCUCGCCUGACAGCGGAAUUGGAGCCGAGGCCGUCACUCCGCGCGACCAGACAGCCAUACAGCAGCAAUUCGACUACACGGACCUCUGCCAGGCAGGGCCCCUGCUGAGCGACUCGGCGUUAGCGGCGCAGAGAGCGGCGGCCGGACAGUCCCCAGGGCAGGGCAACGCGGGAGGCAGGUCUCGCCCCUGGCACGAUUUCGGUAGACAGAACGACGCUGACAAAAUACAGAUACCCAAAUUAUACUCGCAAUAUGGGUUCAAGUACCACCUGGAAACGCCAAUUUCGACGAGCCAGAGGCGAGAGGACGACAGAAUCACGUACAUCAACAAGGGCCAGUUCUAUGGAAUCACGCUGGAGUACAUCCCUGACCCGGACAAGCCUCUCAAGAGUCAAACAGUCAAGAGCGUCGUUAUGCUAAUGUUCCGAGAGGAAAAGAGUCCUGAGGACGAAAUUAAAGCCUGGCAAUUCUGGCAUGGGAGACAGCACAGUGUCAAGCAGAGGAUACUGGAUGCAGAUACGAAAAACAGCGUUGGUCUGGUUGGCUGCAUUGAAGAGGUUGCCCACAACGCAAUAGCCGUGUAUUGGAACCCACUUGAAAGCACAGCGAAAAUCAAUGUGGCUGUCCAGUGCCUCAGUACCGACUUCAGCAGUCAGAAGGGCGUCAAAGGUUUGCCCCUUCACCUUCAGAUAGACACGUACGAGGACCCGAGAGAUAGUGCCAUCUUUCACAGAGGAUACUGCCAGAUCAAAGUGUUCUGCGACAAGGGUGCAGAGAGGAAGACACGUGAUGAGGAACGACGAGCCGCUAAGCGCAAGAUGACAGCCAGCGGGCGGAAGAAGAUGGAUGAACUAUACCACCCAGCAACAGAAAGGUCUGAGUUCUACACCAUGAGUGACCUUACUAAGCCUCCUGUCCUCUUCACCCCUGCAGAGGACAUUGACAAGCUGACUUCAAUGGAACUACAGGGAUUCUAUGGGCAUGAGACCGACAGUUCAAGCCUGUCGAAUGGGGAGGCAAGUUCUGGGUCUCAGCAUGGGCUUGGGAAGCAGGGAUUGCCUUUCCUCCUGCAUACGAGCAAACCAAGCACCACGCCGACUCUCAAGUUCCACAACCACUUCCCCCCGGACACACCUGGUGAUAAGAAGGAUGGAAUUAUUGAUGGUGCAAACUUAUCAACAGAUGGAAAUGUUUUCUCAAGCCCACCAAUCAAGAGGGCAAAAAUGAUGGCAGCACCGUCACUUAAUGAACGAGUGAUGCUGUAUGUCCGUCAGGAUACAGAGGACGUGUAUACACCUCUGCAUGUUAUUCCUCCUACGACACAAGGGCUACUCAAUGCGAUUGAGAAUAAGUACAAAAUUUCUACUUCAAGCAUUAGUAACUUGUAUCGAAAAAACAAAAAAGGGAUUAUAGCCAAAAUUGAUGAUGAUAUGCUCAAGUACUACUGCAAUGAAGACCUGUUUCUUCUGGAUAUAAAACAGGUGGAGGGGGAUGAUGCUUUUGAAGUCACACUCAUUGAACUUAUGGAUCAUUAGUAGCAGGAUAUAAUAUUGCCUCAUCUAUAUCAGUCUUUCAUUUGCGAUGCCAUGGGGGCAAAGUGUUUCAGUGCGUUUACAUUGUUCAUUUUGAAUAUAAUUACUACUAUAUCAUAGUAAUUAUUGUUAUUUUAUGUUAGAGUGAAAAUUAAAAUAUAUGUUCUAUUAAGAUUAUGAUGUUUGUCUUCUAGUAAACCAGUGAAUAAAUGUGCUUUAUUGACAACAUUGAGAGUGAUGGUUAUUGUUUAUAUUUAUUUUUUAUACAAUGAAACAGAUAUCAAAAUAACCGUGUAUAUGAGACCAAGUUCAGGAAUUGGACUCAGAGAACAUCAAGUGAGUGAAUGAAUGAUGGAAGAGUGCCCGAGUGUGUGUUCUGCUUCUCCAGUGAGAGGGAAUUGAAAAGACUUCUACUGUAUUAACUUUGUCAAGAUAAACAGAAAAAAUGACAACUUAUGAAAUGUAAAAAACGAAAAUCGGUUUGGAGAGAAUGUUUUGUAAAAAUAUGACAAAGAUUAUAUAUACAUAUACAUACAUGAACCUGCCCUGUUUGUAAAAUUAGAUAACAAACUACUGCAUUUGAAUCUAAAUUCUUCUGAUGUCAUCUUUUCUUAGAUGAGGAACAGUAGAGUUGUAAGAAUCAAACAUAAGUUUUAUAUUAUAUUUGUUGUGUUUUUAAUUUUAGAAAGACCUGUUUCAGGGUUUGUUGAUCUCAGAAUGUCAGAGAACAUUUAAAAUAGCACAAAUGAACAUAACAAAGUGCUCCUCUCUGUUGAACAGCCAAGGAAAGGUCUUGGCUAGAGAUAUACAAAAUAUGGUGGAAUACUGACAGCAGUUUUAUAGUUAAUAGUCCCUCAAACCAUGUGAUGUCAAACAACACACCACCCUGAACAGCACAUGAAUUCUCUCCAAUAUUGUGACUUACAAGAAGAUCCUACAGCCUUGCUACUUAUCUUUGGCUGAAAAACGUGAGACAACUUGCAGCCAAAUUCAUAAUUCAUAAUAAUUUUAUUUACAUCCAUAACUGUAAAAUUGCUAUUGUCAUUCAGAUUUGUGACUCUGAUAAUUGCUUCUUCCAUAUAUAGCAAAUUAUUUACAGCCCAUAGAUGAAGUUGAAAACAUCCUGUUGCUUACUAUUGCUAAUAUUUCAAAAAGUCACAUGUUCAAGCAAUUCUUUAAACAAUGUACAGCUAUAGGAUGAUUAGAAAUAUCCAUUAUCUCUUACACUAGAAUGUGCUGAGAAAUACAUUGUUAAUGCAGAAGUCAUUAUUUCAAUGCAACAUUAUUAUCAGAUAAUAAAAGCCAUAUUGCUUUUGACUGCUUGAUAAAAGACUAACUCUGUCUUCCAAUAAUUAUGUAAUAAUUAUUAGUAGGAUAUUGUUAUUAUCUUAGAAGAUAGUCUCCUAUAUUGUUAAUACUAAUAAGGAACCUUGUACUGGAGGAAAUUUGAGGUGUUGUUACAAGUUCAUUUUUACAUAUUUUAUAAUAAUAGUAGCACACAAUUUUCAUUAGGCAAUAGUGUUUUGUUCAUGAUUGCUACCAGUACAUAGGUCACUGUGAUACACAAAAGACAUUAAAAUCACUAUCAAUAUGAUAGUUUUUAAGCUAAUUCAAAGUAAUCAUUUCUACCUAAUAGUAAGAGGAAAUUAGGUUAUGAAAUGGGCACUUGAACAUAAACCAGGUAGAAAGCUCAAUAAGAAUAAUCAUAGAUAUUGUAAUUAAUUUUAUUGGAUUUUGUUACUUGAUUAAGUUUCUUACAAAGGCUAAAAAGAAGGAAGAGGAAUUUAAUCUGGAAUUUUGUAUACAUUUGGAAAAGGGAAAAUUGUAUGGACUUCUUUCAAACAAACCCCCACUGGUUGAUUGUUGCGUACCUGAGUUUCUGUUGUGUUUUUUAAAGCUUUCAUUCAGUAGAAUUUCAAAUAAUCAACAUAAACAGUUUUUCUCAGAGGGAUUACCAAGUACGUAAUAAAUAUAAUUAUCAUUUUAUUGCUUUCUGUUUCACCAUAUUAACUAACAGCAAAACUUCAUUAGAUUCAUUUUAGAAAUGAAGACUAAGGAACCAUCAUUUAAUAUAUUUAUAUAUUCUAGUGGUGAUGGUGAAGGUUAUUGUGAACAAGGCCGGUCUCCAAACUUCUCGUUUGUGUUUUAUAUGAGUAUAAUAAUAAUAUAAAAGUUAUGUGAGUACGUGUUUUGUAUAUUAAUCGUGUGUGCCCUAAUUUAUUGCGUAGUAUUUUUGUUCUUCUUUGUGUGUUGCCCAUUUUUUAUUAUUAUUGUUGCAGACAUUUUGAUACAUUUAUAUUUCACUUAAGAUAUUUUAGUAUCAAGUAUUUUCAUGGGUAACAGCAGAGAUGUGUUUGUAUGUAUUGUAAUGUAUCUCUCAAAAAUAUAUUAUUUAAGCUAAUAUAAACUCUUUAAUUGUAGUGUAGCCUCUUUGCUGUUUGCUGAUAAUCAUUAAGCCUAUACUUCCUGAGAGAAAAAUCUUAAAAGCAUACUAUUACAUCGAAAUUGUAUCAUCUAAUUUAACAGAAGCACAACAGUAAAUUAGAGAACUGAUUGCAAUAUUCAUGUGCCAAAAAGAAAAGUAUUUGUAGUAGAGUUAGGUUUAACAAAUAGACUAGAGCAAUACAAAAUUCUACUGUAAGAUUAAAAAAAAUCUUGUCAUAAAAUAUAUUGCAAUUGUUUUCUUUUCCUCUGAUUAAAUUUUUGAGAGGUGCAUUGCUAAUAAUAAUUAUUUACUGUACAUGAUAUCAAAUAAGUUACUUUAUUAACAACAGAAAUGAACUCUCCUGAUUCUUUGCUAUUUUAGAGAAUUAUGUGCCUUAUAUGGUUGAUUCUAUAUCAUUGUUAGCAAACAUCUGAGAACACUGAAAUUCUGAAAUCUCUUACAACUCAGGAUUUGGGGGGGGGAGAUAUAUCUUCCCUUAGCUUGUAUGUAAAAUUCAUAUAGAUUUGGAAAUCUUUUCUGCCAAAGUACCAACCUUUAAAAUAUGUUGGAUGGUUCUCAAGCUUCCCAAGCAGCCUUGCACUAACUAGGAAAUGAGUUACAGAACAUGCACCUGAAGAUCUAGCAUUUGUAAUUCACAGUAUGGAAAAAUAUAUUUACAAAAUUAUUGAGGUAUCCAAGUAGCAGGAAAGAAAGAUAUAUCAGCCAGCAAUGUUUCCAUCUAUUAGGACUGUUCUCAUUUCUUGAGACAGAUCAGUGUACCAAACAACAACAUUGUGUAUUUUGGGAUCAUAUAUAUAGACAUGUUCUGAAUUUUGAGAUCAUAUAUAUAGACUCGUGUUCUGAAUUUUUGGGAUUUGAGUUUUUCAUGGCAGUGAUUAUAAACAGUAUGGUCUUCUGAGUUGUAAUGCUAUGUGGUUGAAAGAAUGCCCAAUGUUUAAGGACCUAACAUGUUCAUCUUCAGGGUUCAAGAGUAAGUAAAAAAAACAGCAAAAGCAGACAGAAAACCUGAACCCUGUUGCCAACUGCUUCUGCUAGUUUCUUGCUUUUCUUACUCUUUAACUAUGCAGAUGGAGGUGAUAUGUUCCUCUCAAAUGUUGGGCUUUCUCUGAACUACAUAAUAUUAAAAGCCCAGAAGACCAUAUUUUUCACAUUUUUAAGUUGAUAACCUCCCAUGAAUGCAAGCAAAUGCUGGUUGUACAGAAACACCUGUGACACUUUUAAAGUAAUUUCCUUUAUGAGUUGUAUUUGUUUCAAUUUUUAUUCUGAUCAGAAGAUCAUGCAUGGGACAUUAUGCCUUUAUUCCCUGUUAGGGCAGCAUAAGUACUGUUAGGAACAAAACAUUCCAUUACAGCUUUACUAUUGGCAUUGGGUUAAGUAUGUGUUAUGGAAUCACAUAAUUUAUGCCUGACGAGAUAUUGAAUCUCAAUAGGGAAGAUUUGUUACUAAAAAUGAUGUAAUGUCCUAGAACUGUCACUGCUAUUGGAAAUAAAAAUUCAGUUCUCUGUACCAAUUCAAGUAACAAAUAACUACACUGUAUAUUUUUGGAUCUUAUUCAAAGCAGUUUUAAUUACUCAUUUCAAGUACAUCGCAUGACAGCAAGGAAUUAGUUUAGGUAAAAACAAUUACUUAUACUAAUGUAAAUAUUUACCUUUCUACACAUAUCCCUUCUUUUAAUUUUAAAAAAUAUGAAGAAUAAAAGUAUGUGCCAUCGUGGGAGAAUGGAAGUCAGGACCAAGCAAUGUGGAACAAAAUUGCAAUGGCCAGAGCUGCCAAGCAGCAAAUGGAUGUUCACCAUGAUGGUGGGUUUUCUUGUUGGGAGAAACAUGUACAAAUUUUUUUCAUGUGGGAAUACAAUUAUUAUUUUUUGAAAGCAUAUAUCAAAAAUAACCAGUUAUGUUAAGUGAACAAUGAUCAUUUCUGUUAUAUUUUGCAUUUUGUAACUUAUUUAGUGUAACACACUCCAUUUUCAAAACAUGCACGUCUCUUGCCAUUGCCAGAAUAAAAUUAACAAUACUACAGCCCAAGCAUCUAUAAGUUUCCUUGUGAUAAAAAGGGGAUGUUUGAAAAUUGUGUGCUGUGAAGUCUAUUCCUCUUUAUGCAUGUAUUUCCCUCAUAUACAUGCUAUCUUCAUCCAUUAAUGAGGUGUGCAUUUUUAAUAUAAAGUUUGUGAAGAAAUUUACCUUAAUGAGACCUGGCAUGCUUUCUGAUAUGCAGCACGUACAGUUAUAUUAUAUGAACACUGUGUUUAGGUUUAGGACCCACAAUCUGGCACCACACAACUCAGUCAAAUGAAUUGGGUCAAUUUCAUGUUAUGAAGGACUCAAUCAAAUUGUAAUUACAUGUUAUGGUAUUGUGGAAACCUUCGGUUGCUUUUUUAUUAUUACAGUUAUUUUUUGUACCAUGCUGAGGUGCAAAAUAAAAAAUAUAUUAAGCAUUCA